UGGUCAUUUUGGCAGUUGAUUGCGUCCGCUGAACCGGAGGCUCCGCGUCUGUGGCUCGGGCCCAGGUAACUGGAGCUGGAAAGGGCGAGAGGAGGUGUUGCCCCCACUGCAGAGGAGCGCGGCUGAGGUUCGGUCUGAGCGUCACCUGGGCGAUCUGCCCCGGACGCUCCUCCCGGAUCUCCGACCUCGUUCCGCGCGCCUCCGGGUCGCGAUCCGCCCACGGGCUGCUAUGGCGGCGGCCGAGCUGAUGAAGCCCCCACAGGGCCAUGUGACCUUUGAGGAGAUUGUGGUGUACUUCUCCCAGGAGGAGUGGCAGCUCCUUGAUGAAGCUCAGAGGUGCCUAUAUCACGACGUAAUGCUGGAGAACUUUGCACUUUUGGCCUCAGUGGGUUGUUGGCAUGGAGUAGAGGCUGAGGAGGCCCCCCCUGAGCAGACUGCUUCCACAGAAGGAGUGUCACAGGCCAGUUCUCCAAAGCUAGGUCCUUCCAUCUCAAAUGCUCAUCGCUGUGAGAUGUGUAUUCUGGUCAUGAAAGAUAUAUUUUACCUGGCUGAGCACCAGGGAGCACUUCCUGAGCAGAAACUGUACACUUGUGUGGCAUGUGGGAAACACUUUUCAUUCAAUUCAAACUUACAACAGAACCAGAACCAGCACAGUGGAGAUAAACAUGUCAGAAUGGAGGACAACAGGACCUUGCUUGUUAAUAGCUGCAAAAUCCCUGUGUCAGGCAACCUUUUUGCAAGCAAAGACAUUGAGAAGGAUUCCCUAGUCACCCUGGGCCUUCUACAGCACCAGAAUACCCACGGUGGAGAGUAUCCACAUAGAAGCAGGGAGACCUUUCACACCCAGCAAAGGGAUUACAAGUGUAACAAACGUGAGCAAGUUUUCAAGAAGGUUCAUGUCACUGAGCAUCAGAGAGUUCACACUGGAGAAAAAGCUUAUAAACGUAGUGAAUGUGGGAAAUCCUUGAACUGUAAAUACUCACUUGUUCGGCAUCAUAGAACCCAUAAUGGAGAAAAGCCUUAUGUAUGCAAUGUAUGUGGGAAAUCAUUCCUCCAUAAGCAAACGCUUGUUGGGCACCAGCAGAGAAUUCACACUGGAGAAAAGUCUUAUGUGUGCAUCGAAUGUGGGAAAUCCUUAAGUUCCAAAUACUCGCUUAUUGAACACCAGAGAACCCAUAAUGGAGAAAAGCCUUACACGUGUAGUGUAUGUGGGAAAUCGUUCCGCCACAAACAAACAUUUGUUGGGCAUCAGCAGAGAAUCCACAGUGGAGAAAGGCCUUACGUGUGCAUAGAAUGUGGGAAAUCCUUUAUUCGAUCAUCUGACCACAUGCGACACCAGAGAAUUCACACUGGAGAAAGGACUUACGUGUGCAGUGAAUGUGGGAAAUCCUUUAUUUACAAACAGUCACUUCUUGAUCACCAGAGAAUCCACACUGGAGAAAGGCCUUAUGAAUGCAAUGAAUGUGAGAAAGCUUUCAUCCAUAAAAGAAGACUUCUUGAGCACCAGAGGAUCCACACUGGGGAAAAGCUUUAUGUGUGCGUCAAAUGUGGAAAAUCAUUUAUUCGAUCCUCUGACUACAUGCGACACCAGAGAAUUCACACUGGAGAAAGGGCUUAUAAGUGCAGUGAAUGUGGGAAAGCCUUCAUCUCCAAACAAACACUUCUUAAGCACCACAAAAUCCACACUAGGGAAAGGCCUUAUGAAUGUAGUGAAUGCAGGAAAGGCUUCUACCUUGAGGAUAAGCUUUUUCAACACCAAAGAAUCCACAUUAAAGAACAACUUUAUGAGUGCAGUGAAUGUGGAAAAGCCUUCAGCCACAAAAAAAGACUGCUUGAGCACCAGAAAGUUCACACUGGAGAAAAGCCCUGUGAGUGUAGUGAAUGUGGAAAGUGCUUUAAACACUAUACCAGCCUCAUUCAACACCAGAAAGUUCACACUGGAGAGAGGCCUUAUAAAUGCACUGCAUGUGAGAAGUCCUUCAUCUACAAAAACAAACUUGUAGAGCAUCAGAGAAUCCACACUGGAGAAAAGCCAUAUGAGUGCAGCAAAUGUGGGAAAGCCUUCAACAAAAGGUAUUCCCUCAUUAGGCACCAGAAAGUUCACACAAGAGAAAGGCCCUAGCCAUUGAUGGGAUGUGUGAUUACCUUGUUUACCAAAACACCAGAGAGCAGAUUUUUCAAGGCAUCCGUCAGACAAAAAGUGAACCUCAUACAUCUGAAGAUCAACAGUUGGAUGAUUCACUGUGAGGUCCAAGUACUUAGGAAGCUUUCUGGACUUAACUUGUGCUUUCUUAUGUGCCCGGCAUUGCAGCAUACACUACAGUGUGGCAUAUCCCCACAGUGCCCAUCAGUCACUCAAGAUGUGCUGAAUGCAUGCAGACCUUUGUGCUCACCAAAUUCUGAAGGGAAUUGUGAAUAAUAUGAGCCUAUUGGGAGUCCUCUUCUAACCUGCUGGAUUAUUUAAGGCAUAGACAGGACCUAUCUUUGGCCAAGAAGAGUUAUUUGGGUUCUGGUAGUCUAUGGAGGUUUACCUUCUUUGUGGAUAUCAUUUUUUAAUGUGAAUGCCAUGGUGGGGCUUUCUGUACUCCACCAAAGAGGAAAAUGGCAUAUCUUACCAUUUGCUGAUGUUUCUGGUAAACACCUUAUUGUUUAGACUACCUUUAAUCUUGGAGGUUGUGUGCACUGUGUGGCUUAGGUUUAGAACAGAAUUGUGUUCUACCAGUAAUGAAGGGUGAACAGCUUUUGUGAGAACUGCAACUUUAUGUGCCCCCAGGGGCACAGGAUGAUGUCAGAUGAAAGAAUUCAGAAUGAGGGGAAGUUGGUCACAAAUAAAGAGCCUUGGCUGUUUUCCACAAUGUUAGUGUCAAUGAAGGUUUCUACGCUGCAGGAGGGCCCUGCCACUGCAGGAUUCCACUGGCUUCUGAUCCCAGGGUGCUGUGGCUGUCACCAUUCUGAGGUCCCAGCCACAAAGUGCUGCAUGAACUCAUGAAUCUGCUCCAUUGCUGCUGCCUCCCCGUUGACCCGGCUGGGCCAGGGAGGGAACAAGGAAGCUGAGAGUUCUCACAUGCCCCAUGGGCAGGUGCCAUGCAUUCCCACCAUCACCAGGGGACACAGGCAGAGCAAGCACCCACAGAGUCAGCUCUCACUGCUGCCACCUUGGUGGCCCAGUCCAGCCACAGCGGCUAUGGAACCUGGAUGGAACAAACAACUAUGGUCCCCAGCAACCACUGCCACUUCUCCUGAGUAGUACCACCCCUGAUGGAUCUGAACAGGGCAAGUGCCCACACUGCCACCACUGCCAUCAGGCCUGGGUGGAGCAAAGGCCCACACAGCUAUGUGGCACCCAGUUGCUGCAUGCUGCUGCCACCAUCAGACCUGGGUGGUGCAAACACCCACAGCCCUGGCACCUGCUGCUGCCACCUAAGUAGCCUUGCCCAGCCCUGCUUCCACCAAGGGGCCUGGGCAGAGCAAACCCCCAUGGCCACCCACCUCCACAGAGAGGUACCAGCCCUGUCUCCACCCAAACCUUCAGCAGUGGCCUAGGGACCAGCAUACCCCUCCAUAUGAAUAUCUCCCAGCACCUGCUUAGACUGACAACUACAGUGGAAAGGAGAGAGAGAGGAGUGCGGCCAUGUUACAGGCUCAGAGUGCAUCUGUUCCUUUCUUGCCUGGUCAAUCUUCUGGAGCAGUACUCAAGCAUGCCAUCCAGGGAACCAUCCGUAUCUUCACUAAGCAACGGAAGUCCCAGCAGAGAAGAACUGCAGAGCUAUUUGUUUUAAGCUGAGAAGAGAGAUUCCAGGUAAGAAGGAACAAACAUAAGAACUUGGCAACAUGAAAUAUCAGGCAGUUUUGACAACCCCAAAGGAUUGCCAUAGCUCUCAACAAUGGACUCCAACAAAAAGGAAAUUGUUGAAAUGUCAGGGAAUUCAGAAUAUGGAUGGCAAGUAAGAUCAAUGGGAUUGAUGGGAAAGUUGAAAACCAAAACAAAGAAACCAAAAACAUAAUUCAAGACAUGACAGAAAAUUCACUAGAUACAUAAUAUAAGAAAAUGUAACAGAACUUUUGGAAAUGAAAGAAUCAUUUAGGGACUUUUAAAAUACACUGGAAAGUUUCCACAACAGACUAGACCAAGGAGAAGAAAGAAUUUCAGAGCAUGAAGAUAAGGCUUUCUAAUUAACCCAGUCAAAAAUGAAGAAAAAAGAAUCAAGAUGAAUGAACAAUUUCUCCAAGAAAUAUGGGAUUAUAUGA
Molecule: messenger RNA, 4248 nt
Organism: Lemur catta (Ring-tailed lemur)
Lineage: Eukaryota; Metazoa; Chordata; Mammalia; Primates; Lemuridae
Gene: ZNF549
Product: zinc finger protein 549
Exons: 3
Coding region: 230-2122 (630 amino acids)
Biological process (GO): regulation of transcription by RNA polymerase II
Cellular component (GO): nucleus
Molecular function (GO): RNA polymerase II transcription regulatory region sequence-specific DNA binding; DNA-binding transcription factor activity, RNA polymerase II-specific
Source: RefSeq, a predicted model, not a curated record